Eucalyptus grandis is the source of this 912-nucleotide messenger RNA. Its product is annotated as transmembrane emp24 domain-containing protein p24beta2. Gene Ontology annotation, biological process: intracellular protein transport; endoplasmic reticulum to Golgi vesicle-mediated transport; Golgi organization. Gene Ontology annotation, cellular component: endoplasmic reticulum; Golgi apparatus; endoplasmic reticulum-Golgi intermediate compartment. Bases 69 to 497 code for a protein of 142 amino acids. Lineage: Eukaryota; Viridiplantae; Streptophyta; Magnoliopsida; Myrtales; Myrtaceae. The transcript is spliced from 3 exons. The record is from RefSeq and is a predicted model, not a curated record.
AUUGAUCUUUAAUCCUAUGAUAAUGACCUAGAUAACUGUAUGUAUUUUGCAACUUUUGAAAUUGUCAGAUGAAAGGACCUUCUGGUGAACAGAUUCAAGAUUUUCACGACAAGAUCAGUGAGAAAUUUGAGUUUGUGGCUCACCAUAAGGGUGUUCAUCGGUUCUGCUUUACUAACAAGUCUCAUUAUCAUGAAACCAUCGACUUUGAUGUACACGUUGGCCAUUUUACAUUCUAUGAUCAGCAUGCAAAGGACGAGCAUUUCAACCCCUUGUUGGAACAGAUAGGGAAGCUGGAGGAGGCUCUCUACAACAUUCAGUUUGAGCAGCAUUGGCUGGAGGCUGAGACUGAACGUCAAGCAAUUGUGAACGACGCAAUGAGCAGAAGGGCAGUCCAUAAGGCUUUCUUCGAGUCAGCAGCACUUAUUGGGGCGAGUGUUCUCCAAGUUUACCUGCUCCGCCGCCUUUUUGAGAGGAAGCUUGGUUUCUCUCGAGUUUAACAUUGAUACUGUCAGAUGACGCCAAAGUAAUAAGAGAUUUUGUUACCAACGCCAGUCUUCGGUUCUUUCUUUAAAUAUCCAUAGAGACAUGUGUAGACAAGGAAACUGUUUACUUUGUGAAAAGGUCAUAUGAUAGAUGACCUUGAGGUGAAAAAACAGAAUGCGUCAGGCCAUGAAGAAAAAUUGGGCAUUCUACUAGGUUCCAUCGUUAAGUUCAUGGCAAUUACAACUUCUUCCUAACUAGAGUGAAGCUCAAAUCAAAUUGAAGCAAAGAGAAGGAAAAGAUGUGAGGAAGAGAGCUUUGUUUUAUUUUGUUGUUUGGUAAGUAGGACAGCCAUAGCUCCACAGUUUUGGAAUUGCAUUUACUGGGAUUGGAACCUUGGUCUCAUUCUUGAGGUCUUUGGCGGUGAUUGUG